GCGCUUGUAUGCAUGCUCGAUCGCGUCGAUCCGUCAGGACUCGCGCAUCACAGCGCAUGUUAAUUACAGUACACUACUAGUCCGGCAAGCAGUUAACCAGUGUCUUGAAGCGAGGUUGAGCGCGUGGGCAUCAUUCCAAGGCUUGGCGCCCAGCCAUGGCCAGCCAGCGGCUCAGCUCAAGGAGAUGCGGGGAUGAGUGCGCUAGUGCGAGCUGCGGAGCAGCGGGCACGUUUCGCCAGGCAGGAACAGCGCUCACGGUGGGGACGGCCGCCGGUGUUAAGGCCGCAUCGCGGGACGGAGCGGCGGACUGCGGCGCGAGACUCGGGGAGAUGAGACACGCAUCCUGGCUUGCGGCUUGCGGCUUGCGGCUCGCGGCUCGCGGCUCGCGGGGUGAUAGGGCGGGGGCAGCCAAGGCUCUGUCCAGCAGGUACUAUCGCGCCGAGACCACUAUCCCCCAUCAGGCCCAUCAACCAUCAACAACGCCUUCUUUCUUGCUCUUGUCCACUCUUUCAUUCGCACUCGCACUCGCAUUCGUUUCACUCUUCUCUUCUCCAUCGUCCUAGAACACUCACUUCGCAUUCGUCACGCCCUCGAGGCUACCAACACCGCCCAACCCCCGUCGGCUCGGCGCGGCGUCAUCACGUUCCCACUUCCUACUUCUACGAACCUCGUUCAGCCAGCUCCCCACUCUCCCUGUUUGCACCCUCCUCUUCGCGACCGCAGAUCUACGC
Molecule: messenger RNA, 731 nt
Organism: Cutaneotrichosporon oleaginosum
Lineage: Eukaryota; Fungi; Basidiomycota; Tremellomycetes; Trichosporonales; Trichosporonaceae
Source: RefSeq, a predicted model, not a curated record